AUGUAAAUCGAUCAAUUACAGCAUUCCACUCCUAUACAUGGGGAGGAGACAGAUAUCUAGAAAGGAAAGGAGGUAUCUUUAAUAGUUUUCCCCAAAAAGUUUCUAAAUCCCCAUAGUACUUUUCGAAUGAAAGGAGUAUCUUUAAUCAUUUAAUGAUAUUAAAGGAUUUCCAUCUAUUUGCAGACGCUCGCUACAUAAGAUAACAUGAAAUGCUGAAAAUUGGUCUUAGUUGUCAAAAUCCUUAUAAAAAAAUUUCCAAAAUAAUGGUGGAUUAAAAUGCUGGGACAAUCAAAUUGUGCUACACAUAACUUGAUUUUUCUGAAACUCCUUGGGAAUAUGUAGCAAAAAGAUUAUAAAGUUUCGGUGAUGUUUAAAUGAUGGAAUUAAGUGAAUAUAUCAGGAAGUAUUAUGAAUAAUUAAACUCUGGUUUGAAAUUGGAAAAAAAUGACAUUGUAUUUGAAAAUAAACUAUCAAAAAUAUUUUAGAUUCCCAAAGACAACUAUAGAUCAUUUGGAAUAUAUCAAUAUAAGUACUUAAAAAGCUUAAAUCAAUUCUUCAUAUCAGCAUUGACCUAUGACAUCAAAUUAAUUGAAGACUUGGGUUAUUCAGUACAACAUUUUAUAGAAUCGUGCAUAAAGAUUGGAAUUCCGGAGUAUAAAAAAUUUAUAAAUUAUAUCUAGAUUAUCUUUAUAACCUGGAUGUACAAAUACGAAUUACUACAAAAAUGUUAUGGAGUUUGCCAAACCUUUGAUGAAACCAAAAGAGGAGUAAGAUUUCUAUAUAUAUUCUCCUCUUUAUUCAUAAGUAAGAAUUCUUACUCAUUUCGUUAGGGCCUAAAAUGCGAUGUAUCUUUUUCUGUUACCAAAGAUCAUUUUGAAGCAGAGGAUGACACACUCAUUAACUUAAAUUUUUAUUUAAAUUAUUAGCCUUCAUUACGUAAUAAUUAAGCUCUUGUGCUUAAUAAGAAAUUAAAAUCUCAAAAUUGCAUUUCACAUUAUUACGAACUCACAGAUCAUCAUUUUUCUAGGUGUGGUUAUAAAAAGAAAAAGUUGAAUGGAGUAGUAUGA
Paramecium sonneborni is the source of this 1067-nucleotide messenger RNA. The record is from the annotation of a GenBank genome assembly. NCBI's taxonomy places the organism in Eukaryota, Ciliophora, Oligohymenophorea, Peniculida, Parameciidae.